Molecule: messenger RNA, 1473 nt
Organism: Penicillium argentinense
Lineage: Eukaryota; Fungi; Ascomycota; Eurotiomycetes; Eurotiales; Aspergillaceae
Product: putative MFS sugar transporter
Exons: 2
Coding region: 1-1473 (490 amino acids)
Biological process (GO): transmembrane transport; carbohydrate transport
Cellular component (GO): membrane
Molecular function (GO): carbohydrate:proton symporter activity
Source: RefSeq, a predicted model, not a curated record
AUGGGACUGUCUCCUUACCUCACGAAACCGCCGCCGUAUAUUUUGGCGUGCGUACUUUGCUCUGCGAAUGGAUUACUCUUUGGCAUGGACACGGGCGUUAUCGGUCCGGUGACUGAUAUGAAGGAUUUCAAGGCGCAGUUUGGAGGGAGUCAGAAUGCGACGAUCCAUGGGUUGAUUGUUUCGUCGAUUUUGAUUCCUGCUGCACUGUCUUCGUUCUUUGCUGGGUAUCUUGCUGAUAAACUCGGUCGGCCGAAGGGGAUCAGUAUUGGUGUUUUUAUUUUCGGUGUUGGGGCCGCGAUUGAGGCCGGCGCUACUUCUCUCGGCAUGUUUGUUGGAGGCCGGGUUGUUGAGGGUCUUGGUGAGGGGUUAUUUUUGGGAAACCUGGUUGUUCUCAUUUGUGAGAUCUCGCCGACGAGUACGAGGGGUCCUCUUACCACAGGUCCGCAGUUGCUGAUUACUAUGGGCUUGGUGGUUGGGUAUUUUACCUGCUAUGGAACGUCGAAUAUUCCCUCCUCAUUUUCUUGGAGAGCUCCAUGGAUUAUCAUUGCGUCGUUAUCCAUGAUUCUUUCUGUCUCGUCGUUCUUGUUUCUUCCCCAGUCGCCUCGGUGGUUAACUCUUCACGGCCGUCAGGCGGAAGCGGAUGAGGUGUGGGAUAAGCUUGGUGUAUCUCGUGCUGAGCGUGAGAAAAUUGAGCUGCAAGUGGAUGUCCAAGAAGUUGCACCUGAUGAUGGCGGACUAAACGAAAACGAAACGCACAAGCUCUUCGAGAUCUUCCAAAAGGACGUCCGCGGUCGCACUGCUCUCGCUGUCUUCCUGAUGGGUGUCCAGCAACUCAGUGGGAUUGAUGGUGUUCUAUACUAUGCCCCACUUCUGUUUCAGCAAGCUGGUCUCAAAUCUUCCGAGGCAAGUUUCCUGGCAUCUGGCGUCUCGGCUCUGGUCAUUUUCGCCGUCACCAUCCCCGGACUGUUGUAUUGCGACAAAUGGGGCCGUCGACACAGCAUCAUCUACGGUGGUGUCGGACUCGCAAUCAUCAUGUUCCUGAUUGGCGGCCUGUAUGCAGGAAAUGCGGUACAUGCGAGCUUCGGUGCGGGUCGCUGGGUGGUUAUCGUUGCCAUCUACAUCUUCGCUGUCAUUUACUCGCUCAGCUGGGCGAUUUCCGUCAAGGUUUACAGUGCGGAGAUCCAGCCUCAGCGGACUCGUGCCUCAGCUACAACCCUUGCGCACUCCAGCAAUUGGAUUUUUAACUUCCUGGUUGCGCUGGUUACUCCCGUUCUUUUGGCGAAGAGUAACUGCGGCGCGUACUUUCUUUUUGGUGGGUGCUCGGUUAUCGGUGCUGCGGUUGCAGCGUUUUAUAUGGUUGAGACGAAGGGAAGAUCAUUUAAUGAGAUUGAGAAGGCUUUCAGGCACAGAGAGCUGAGAAAGAAGGGUAUUUUCAACGUGUUUCGGCGACCGAGUGAAAAGCAUUCGCUUUAA